GUUUAGAGUCUGGUUUCCAGGUUAAUGUUUCGUCUGUCUGGGUCACGGUGUGGGUGGUUACUGAAAGUGAAAUCGGCUAUACCAUGUCGGCUUUCGAGAAGCCUCAGAUCAUCGCCCAUAUCCAGAAGGGCCUCUGCUACACGGUGUUUGACUGUAAGUGGGUGCCCUGCAGCGCCAAGUUUGUGACCAUGGGCAACUUCGCACGGGGAACCGGCGUAAUUCAGCUGUACGAGAUCCAGCACGGGGACCUGAAGCUGCUUCGGGAGAUUGAAAAGGCCAAACCCAUUAAAUGUGGAACAUUUGGUGCAGCAUCUUUACAGCAGAGAUACUUAGCUACUGGAGAUUUUGGUGGAAACCUUCAUAUAUGGAAUUUGGAAGCUCCAGAGAUGCCAGUAUAUUCUGUAAAGGGCCAUAAAGAAAUUAUAAAUACUAUAGAUGGUAUUGGAGGGCUAGGAGUCGGGGAAGGAGCCCCUGAAAUUGUGACUGGCAGCCGAGAUGGAACUGUGAAGGUGUGGGACCCAAGGCAAAAAGAUGAUCCUGUUGCCAAUAUGGAACCUGUAAAAGGAGAAAACAAGAGAGACUGUUGGACUGUGGCAUUUGGCAAUGCUUAUAAUCAAGAAGAACGUGUCGUUUGUGCUGGCUAUGAUAAUGGGGAUAUCAAACUGUUUGAUCUCAGAAAUAUGUCAUUGCGGUGGGAAACAAACAUAAAAAAUGGGGUAUGUAGCUUGGAGUUUGACAGAAAAGACAUAAGUAUGAAUAAGUUAGUAGCUACGUCUUUGGAAGGAAAGUUUCAUGUUUUUGACAUGAGAACACAACAUCCUACCAAAGGUUUUGCCUCUGUUUCAGAAAAGGCUCAUAAAUCCACUGUGUGGCAAGUCCGACACUUGCCACAGAACAGAGAACUCUUUCUGACAGCUGGAGGUGCUGGCAGCCUUCAUCUCUGGAAGUAUGAGUACCCUAUUCAGAGGUCAAAGAAAGAUCCCGAGGGAGUGGAGAUGGGAGUUGCAGGUUCUGUCAGUCUUCUGCAGAAUGUUACUCUGUCUACCCAGCCCAUUUCAAGCUUGGACUGGAGUCCGGACAAAAGGGGGCUUUGCGUCUGUACUUCAUUUGACCAGAUGGUGAGAGUGCUGAUUGUUACCAAACUCCAGACAAUUUGACCUGAAGACUUUGGACUUGAAAAUUUCCAGAGGGACACUUACAGAAUUUAGGAUAUAUUUUGGGGUCCUGUGACCUUCAUUGAACGAAGUUAGAUUUUGAUGAACAAAGGCCCCAGACAUAAACCUCGAGGCCAGUCUUUCUCCAGGUUAUGUUUGGUGACCUGACUGGACAUAGCCUGCUGCUGUGUAUGAUGAGACCAUGUCUCUAGGACCAGCUGUUUUCCUCUACCCUCCAUUUUAAAUACAAAGUCAGGAGCCAGAUGUAGUGGUGUAGACCUGUAGUUCCAGCUCUUCAGGAGACAGGAUGGAGGAUCCCACAAGUUUGAAAACAGGCUGGACAACUCAGUGAGACCCUGUAUCAAAACGCAUGCAUACAUACAUAUAUACAUACAUACAUACAUACAUAUAUACAUACAAUAAAAUAAGCCAAAGUACAUAGUUCUUGAUAUUUAAACAUUUUAAAUUUGUUCUCUAUCCCCAGAGUUCCAAAUUUUAUCUUUACACUAAUGUUGCAUUUUAGUGUUUGUAAUGUUGUGGUUGAAAUCACUUCUUUUUAUUUAGUUUGCCUUAGAAAAACUGUCAACCUUCAUUAAAACAUUUUGAGAGAUUUCAGUGUAAGUUUCUGUUCAGAUAAUUAUUUUAUAAAGUACAAAAAUGGCACUGUCAGACUGGAUUUAUGUAAUUUUUAAGCGGUAUAACUCAAAAAGAAAUACCAUGAUUUAGAAAGAAAUCUUUUGUACUUAAAAUACAGGAGUUGGGCUGGGGAUUUAGCCCAGUGGUUCUGCCACCUGCAUCACUAGCACAAGGUCCUGAGUUCGAUCCCUGGUCCCCCCCGCAAAAAAAAACCCAACUAAAAUACAGGAGUUGAAUUGGUGAAACGGUUGUUGACUGUAGUAAAUGAUGAUGAGAUGUAGAAGAUUGUGGGAUUUUGUAGCCUUAUUUUUUUUUGUCUAACCUUAAAAUAUAU
Messenger RNA from Fukomys damarensis (Damara mole-rat), 2124 nucleotides. It is a transcript of the gene Dnaaf10, whose product is annotated as WD repeat domain 92. Gene Ontology annotation, molecular function: ubiquitin binding. NCBI's taxonomy places the organism in Eukaryota, Metazoa, Chordata, Mammalia, Rodentia, Bathyergidae. The transcript has 8 exons. The record is from RefSeq and is a predicted model, not a curated record. Bases 84 to 1157 code for a protein of 357 amino acids.